Astyanax mexicanus (Mexican tetra) is the source of this 10929-nucleotide messenger RNA. RefSeq names its product inositol 1,4,5-trisphosphate receptor, type 2 (gene itpr2). Gene Ontology annotation, cellular component: endoplasmic reticulum; membrane. The transcript has 57 exons. NCBI's taxonomy places the organism in Eukaryota, Metazoa, Chordata, Actinopteri, Characiformes, Acestrorhamphidae. The record is from RefSeq and is a predicted model, not a curated record. Bases 386 to 8407 code for a protein of 2673 amino acids. Gene Ontology annotation, biological process: calcium ion transmembrane transport. Gene Ontology annotation, molecular function: inositol 1,4,5-trisphosphate-gated calcium channel activity; inositol 1,4,5 trisphosphate binding.
AUUUCACGGCAUAGGCUGUUCAACCCUGAAAGGCAGUCUCCUCCCCCAUAGUGCUGCUGCUUCUGCUGUAGUGGGGAGAAAAAAGCUUAGUUUGUCUCACAGGAAGAACUUUCAAACAUGAAGAAAGCGUCAGUUGAGAAAGAAACCGCCACUGAAGUCCAACAGUAGAGCUGAGCUGCAGCCCUCCAGUCGCGUUGACUCAACGAGAGAGAGAGAUAAACCAUGUUUUCCUGUCAGACAGCACACGGCCACCUUCUGCCAAAUGGACUGAGGCUUUGACUCGACUGGGGGAAAACGGGGGAAACGUUUCAGAGAGCUAAGAGUGCUCUCUCUCUCUCUCUUCAGGAUUUAAGCUGCACCUUUCCAGCCCUGAACUUCUGGAAUCAUGUCAGAACACAGGUCCAGUUUCCUUCACAUUGGGGACAUCGUGUCUCUGUACGCGGAGGGCACUGUCAAUGGAUUUAUCAGCACGCUGGGGUUGGUGGAUGAUAGGUGUGUGGUACAGCCAGAAGCUGGAGAUCUGGCAAAUCCACCAAAGAAGUUCAGAGACUGCCUGUUCAAGGUGUGUCCUAUGAACCGCUACUCUGCACAGAAACAGUUCUGGAAGGCCAAACAGGGAAAGCAAGGAGGCAAUACAGAGGGAGACCUUUUCAAAAAGCUGCAGCAUGCAGCGGAACUGGAGCAGAAACAGAAUGAGACGGAGAACAAGAAGCUGCUCGGUGAAGUGGUCAAAUACAGCCAAGUCAUACAGCUGCUGCACAUAAAGAGUAAUAAGUACCUUACAGUGAAUAAACGCCUGCCAGCUCUGUUGGAGAAGAAUGCUAUGCGGGUGUCUCUCGACCCGUCAGGCAAUGAGGGCUCCUGGUUUUACAUCCAGCCCUUCUGGAAGCUUCGCAGCGAGGGAGACAAUGUGGUAGUAGGAGAUAAAGUGGUCCUGAUGCCUGUGAAUGCCGGCCAGCCUCUUCAUGCCAGCAACAUUGAACUACUGGACAACCCAGGCUGCAAUGAGGUGAACGCCGUGAACUGUAACACCAGCUGGAAAGUCACGCUCUUCAUGAAGUUCAGUGACUAUAAAGAUGAUAUCUUAAAAGGGGGAGACGUGGUGAGGUUGUUUCAUGCUGAGCAGGAGAAGUUUCUGACUUGUGAUGACUACAAAGACCAGCAGCAUAUUUUCCUGAGAACGACUCUCCGCCAGUCAGCUACCUCAGCCACCAGUUCCAAAGCACUGUGGGAAGUGGAGGUGGUGCAUUAUGACCCCUGCAGAGGUGGAGCCGGCCAGUGGAACAGUCUGUUCCGCUUCAAACAUCUGGCCACAGGCAAAUACCUGGCGGCAGAGGUAAAUCCUGCUUACCGGGAUGAGAGUCUAGAGACUAAAAAUGAGACUGAGUCAGACGCUGUGUACUCUAAGAAGAAACGACCAGUAGAGAAGAUUACCUACAUUUUGGUUUCUGUCCCGCAUGGUAACGACAUCGCCUCCCUGUUUGAGUUGGAUGCGACCACACUGCAGCGGGCCGACUGCCUGGUGCCCAGGAACUCCUAUGUCAGGCUUAGGAACCUGUGUACCAACACCUGGGUAACCAGCACCAACAACUCUAUCGAUCAUGAGGAGGAGAGACCUGUUAUGCUCAAGAUUGGCACGUGUCCCACCAAGGAGGAUAAAGAGGCGUUUGCCAUUGUCUCUGUGCCCUUGUCUGAAGUGAGAGACUUGGAUUUUGCUAACGAUGCCAACAAAGUCCUGGAGGCAUUUGUGCGCAAGCUGGAAAAGAAUACCUUCGCUCAGAAUGACCGCAGGUUUGUGAUUAAGCUGCUGGAAGAUUUGGUUUUCUUUGUGUGUGAGGUGCCCAACAAUGGGCAGGAUGUGCUAUCUGUGGUCAUCUCCAACCCUAACCGAGAGCGUCAGAAACUCAUGAGAGAACAGAACAUUCUUGCACAGAUCUUUGGUAUUCUGAAAGCUCCGUUUGCAGACAGAGAGGAUGGGCCUAUACUGAAACUGGAGGAUUUGGGAGACCAGCGCUAUGCUCCUUUCAAAUACAUGCUGCAGCUCUGCUACAGGAUCCUGCGGCACUCACAGCAGGACUACCGCAAAAACCAGGAGUAUAUUGCCAAGAAGUUCUCCAUCAUGCAGUCUCAGAUCGGCUAUGAGAUCCUUGCAGAGGACACCAUCACCGCCCUGCUGCACAACAACCGCAAACUACUGGAGAAACACAUCACAGCUCGUGAGAUCGAAACCUUUGUCAAGCUGCUGCGCAGGAAUCGUGAGCCCAGGUUUCUGGACUACCUUUCGGACCUGUGCGUAUCUAAUAAAACCGCCAUCCCUGUGACUCAGGAGCUCAUCUGCAAGUUCAUGCUUAACCCCACCAAUGCAGACAUCCUCAUCCAGACCAAGCUAAUCCCACACACUGAAAACUCUAUGGACUCAUCUCUGAUGCAUGAGGAAGGUGAUGAGGAGGAGGUGUGGCUGUACUGGAUUGACCACAAUAAAGAGCCCCAUGGGAAGUCCAUCCGCCAUCUGGCCCAGGAUUCUAAGGGCAACCACAAAUUAGACAUUGACAUCAUCACCUACUACAGAUGCCAACUAAAUCUCUUUGCUAAGAUGUGUCUGGAUCGGCAGUACUUGGCUAUUAAUCAGAUUUCCACGCAGCUGCCUGUAGAUCUGAUCCUGCGCUGCAUGUUUGAUGACUGCCUGCCCUACAACCUGCGUGCUUCAUUCUGUCGACUCAUGCUGCACAUGCACGUGGACCGCGACCCCCAGGAGGCAGUGGUGCCCGUGCGCUAUGCCCGCCUCUGGAAUGAGAUUCCCUCCAAGAUCUCUGUCAAAGACUACGAGUACGAGUUCAGAGACACGUCCAGAGCGGAUAUGAAGAGGAAGUUUGCACCCACCAUGGACUUUGUAGACGAAUACCUGAAAGAUGUGCUGAGCCAACCUUUCCCCUUUGGAGAUGAAGAGAAGAAUGAACUUACUCUGGAGGUGGUGAACCUGGCACGUAACCUGGUGUACUUUGGCUUCUACAGCUUCAGUGAGCUGCUGUGUCUCACACGCACCCUGCUGGCCAUCCUAGACAUCGUGCAGCACCCACUCACAUUCAUGUCCAAACUCUCCAAGGGCCCUGAUGGAGGUAAUAACGUCCUGCGCACCAUCCAUGGCGUGGGUGAGAUGAUGACUCAGAUGGUUCUGAGCCGAGGCUCUAUGCUGCCCCACAGCCUUCCUGACUCUCAGCCAAUGAUGGGCCAUGGAAAACCACUCUGUGUCCUUGACAACCAGGAUGUGAUGGUGAUGGACACUAAGCUCAGGAUCAUUGAGAUUCUGCAGUUUAUUCUAAGUGUGCGUCUGGAUUACCGGAUCACCUACCUCCUCUCCAUCUACAAGAAAGAGUUUGGGGAGCAAAAUGUGACAGACAAUACUCUCUCAGUCUCAGACUUCCCCCCAGCACAGUCCGAGCCCAAUGUAGAGGAAAUUGCUGAAAAGGCAGAGAUAAUGUUUACUGGGAGUGGUGUGGAGAGAGACUUGGUGGCUCUGGAUGAUGAAGGUGGCAGGACGUUCCUGCGGGUGCUGAUUCACCUCAUCAUGCAGGACUAUCCCCCCCUUGUCUCUGGAUCCCUGCAGCUCAUCUUCAAGCACUUCAGUCAGAGAGCCGAGGUUCUUCAGGCUUUCAAACAGGUCCAGCUGUUGGUCUCUGAAAAAGAUGUGGAGAACUACAAGCAGAUAAAGGCAGAUCUGGACCAGCUGCGUCUUACUGUGGAGAAGUCUGAGCUUUGGGUGGAGAAGAGUGGAAGCUAUGGCAAUGAGGACAUGACAGAAAACCAGAACAAGGAUCAGAUCAUGGAGGAGGCAGGCAUCCUCAGUCCAGUGCAAGACGGAAACAUUAAGCCACAGAUAGACAGUAACAAAGCCAACAACUACAUCAUUGUGAAAGAGAUCCUACAGCGGCUCAGUAAGCUGUGUUACUCUGUUAAGAAGAGCCGUGUGCAACAGCAGAGACUGCUGAAGAACAUGGGAGCUCACGUUGUGGUGCUGGACCUUCUUCAGAUCCCAUAUGAGAAGGGAGAUGAGAAAAUGCUGGAGAUCAUGACCCUGGCCCAUACCUUUCUGCAGAACUUCUGUAAUGAUAACCCUCAGAACCAGAUUCUGCUUCACAAACACCUCAACCUCUUUCUCACCCCUGGGAUUCUGGAAGCGAGGACCAUGCACUACAUCUUCCAAAACAACUACCACCUCUGUAAUGAAAUCAGUGACCGUGUGGUGCACCACUUCGUGCACUGCAUCGAGACACACGGCCGCUCCAUCCACUACCUGCGCUUUCUGCAGACCAUAGUAAAAUCUGAUGGCAAGUACGUGAAGAAGUGCCAGGACAAAGUGAUGACCGAGCUGGUGAAUGGUGGUGAGGAGGUGCUGCUGUUCUAUAAUGACCGGGCCUCGUUCCCCGCGCUGCUGCAGCUGAUGAAUUCAGAGCGGGAGCGCCAUGAUGAGAACAGUGCUCUGUCCUACCAUAUUAACCUGGUGGAGCUGCUGGCUGCCUGCACUGAGGGCAAGAACGUCUACACGGAGAUCAAAUGCAACUCGCUACUGCCGCUGGACGAUAUUGUCAAUGUGGUAACCCAUGACGACUGCAUUCCUGAGGUAAAGAUUGCCUAUGUGAAUUUUGUGAAUCACUGCUAUGUGGACACAGAGGUGGAGAUGAAGGAGAUUUACACCAGCAACCACAUCUGGAAGCUCUUUGAGAGCUUCCGCGUUGAUAUGGACAGAGUGUGCAACAGCACCACAGACAGAAAGCACGCCGACACUAUGAUGGAGAAGUACGUCACAGAGACCAUUAUGGCCAUCGUCAAAGGCUUCUUCGCUUCACAGUUUUCUGUCAACAACUCCAAUCUGCAGACCCAUCAGCCCAUCUUUAUCCAGCUGCUUCAGGCAGCCUUCAGAGUCUAUAACUGCUCCUGGGUGUCCUCUCUGCAAAAGUCCAACAUCGAGGCCUGCAUCAAGACCCUUUCUGAUGUUGCUAAGAACCGUAACAUUGCUAUCCCAGUGGACCUGGACAGUCAGGUAAACACAUUCUCUCUGAAAUCCCACACCAACAUGGUGCAGCGUGCAGCCAAAGACUGGAGACAGUCUGCCCGGCGACCCCGCAAAGAGCCCCUGGGAGCCCCGGAUUACAAGAACAUCAUUGAGAAACUGCAGGGUGUGGUUUCGUUCUUAAAGGAGCAGUUCAGUCCACGAGUUCAAGCUGAGUUCUCUGUGCUGGUGGACGUUCUGCACAGUCCGGAGCUGCUUUUUCCAGAGGCAGCACGAAUGCGCUGUGAGAGCGGAGCCUUCAUGACUAAGCUAAUUAAACACACGAAGAAACUGAUGGAGAAGGAGGAGAAGCUGUGUAUUAAAAUCCUGCAGACGCUCCGGGAGAUGCUGGACAAGAAAGAGACCUUCGAUGAUCGGGGAAAUGCACUGAGGAAGACUAUGCUGACACAUUACUUUGGUAACCAGCGGCUUCACUCCAAGGCUCUGGAUUAUGGCAGCAGUGGUGGCUCAUCCCCUGGAGCUGGCUCUCCAGGGCAGGAUUCAGAGAAGCCUGGGACAACUGUGGUUGAAAUUCAGUGUCUGCUGGACAGCGUAGGAGCGUCAGAGUUAGUCAUCGAUCUCAUCGUCAGCACCAAGAAUGACCGCGUGUUUGAAGAGAGCAUUCAGCUGGGUAUCGCUCUGCUGCGGGGAGGAAACUCACAGACACAGAACUCCUUCCACCACCAGCUCCACAAGCAGAAGAAGUCUGAGAAGUUCUUCAAGGUUUUCUAUGACCGCAUGCAGCUGGCUCAGAAGGAAAUCCGCUCCACCGUUUCGGUCAACAUGUUCGAGAUCAGCUGCCGUAAGCGAGAGGAGGAGGGUGAAGUGUCCGGCGUCAGACACAAGAAAGGUCGAGAUACUCUCCACAUAAGAGAGGAGAUGCGAGGCCAGCUGAAAGACGCCUCGUGUGCCACCUCCAAGGCCUACAGCAUGUUCCGAAAGGAGGGCGACCCAGACCUGGAGCUGGUGGGCUCAGGGUCUGAGGAGACAGAAGAAGAAGUGGAAGAGGUGCAGAUGAGCCAGGCCAUUACGAUCAUGGAGCCCAUUUUACGCUUUUUACAGCUGCUGUGUGAGAACCACAACCGACACCUGCAGAAUUUCCUUCGGGACCAGAACAACAAAACAAACUAUAACCUGGUGUGUGAGACGCUACAGUUCCUCGACUGCAUCUGUGGCAGCACCACUGGAGGCCUGGGGCUUCUGGGCCUCUACAUUAAUGAGAGAAAUGUAGACCUAGUCAUACAGACGCUGGAGACCAUCACUGAAUACUGCCAGGGACCCUGUCAUGAGAAUCAGUCAUGCAUAGCCAAGCAUGAAUCCAAUGGCAUUGACAUCAUCAUCGCCCUCAUCGUCAACCCGAUUGAACCCUUGGGAAAGAACCGGAUGGACCUUGUGUUAAAGCUAAAGAAUAAUGCCUCCAAACUGCUGCUGGCCAUAAUGGAGAGUUGCCAUGACAGUGAAAAUGCAGAACAGAUCCUUGACAAAAUGAGGCCCAAUGAACUGGUGGAUGUGAUUAAAGAGGCCUUUGCACAAGGAGUGGAGGGUGAGGUUGAUCUGGAGGCUAUAGGGGAUGAGAUCACCCCUAAAGAUGUGGGCCACAACAUCUACAUUUUGGCACAUCAGUUGGCUCGGCACAGAAAGCAACUGCAGCAGAGUCUGAAGCCCUGCCCUGACAGCGACACAGAGGAUUCACUUGGAUACUACGCCAAACACACGGCUCAAAUAGAGAUCGUGCGUCACGACCGCUCCAUGGAGCAGAUCGUGUUCCCAGUGCCCAACAUCUGCGAGUACCUGACGGAGGAGUCCAAAGUGCGGGUCUUCACCACCACAGAGAGGGACGACCAGGGCAGCAAGGUCAACCACUUCUUCCAGCAGUUCGACGACCUGUACAAUGAGAUGUGGUGGCAAAAGAAAAUGAGGAAUAAUGUCGCUCUGUUCUGGGUAGCGAAGCACAUCUCUCUUUGGGGCAGUAUCUCCUUUAACUUGGCUGUUCUGGUCAAUAUGGCUGUAGCCCUCUUCUACCCAUUCGGGGACGACGAUGAUGAGGGUGUCCUGCCCCCCUUACUGUCUGUCCUGCUGUGGGUUGCCGUGGUAGUCAGCACGUCCCUGCUCUUCAUCCUGCCCAGACAAGGGGGCAUCCUGGCCUUCCUGGUCACAAUCAUCCUCCGCUCCAUUUAUACCAUAGGCUUACACCCCACUCUGGUGCUACUUGGGGCAGCCAAUCUGCUGAAUAAGAUUGUAUUCCUGGUGAGCUUUGUGGGGAACCAGGGUACGUUCACGCGGGGCUACAAGGCGGUCAUCAUGGACAUCUUUUUCCUGCUCCACGUCUUCUACGUCAUCGUCUGCAUGCUCGGCCUCUUCGUGCACGAGUUCUUCUACAGCAUACUGCUGUUUGAUCUGGUACGUAGAGAGGAGACUCUUUUAAAUGUGAUGAGGAGUGUGACCAAGAAUGGACGCUCUAUUUUCCUCACUGCUGUGCUGGCCAUCAUCCUGGUCUACCUCUUUUCCAUUGUGGGCUUCCUCUUCCUUCAAAGCGACUUUCUGAUGGAGGUAGACCGUCACCCUGCACUUGUCUCAGAGAAGGUGAAGGCUCAUGAGGUUGCAGACUCGAUGACCUGUGAACGAGACGGCUGCCCUGCCCCGUCUUUCUCCCAGGUGGAGAAAAGUGAUGAGCCUGAGAUGGAGCGAGUGUGUGAGACUCUGCUGAUGUGUAUUGUAACGGUGUUGAAUCACGGGUUGAGGAACGGAGGAGGCAUCGCAGACAUUCUCCGCAAGCCUUCAAAAGACGAGCCGAUGUUUGCGGCCCGUGUGGUUUAUGACCUGCUGUUCUUCUUCAUUGUCAUCAUUAUCGUGCUGAACCUCAUCUUUGGUGUGAUCAUCGACACGUUCGCCGACUUGAGGAGUGAGAAACAGCGCAAGGAGGAGAUCCUGAAGACCACCUGCUUUAUCUGUGGGCUGGAGAGAGACAAGUUUGACAACAAGACGGUGUCAUUUGAGGAACACAUCAAAGUUGAGCACAACAUGUGGCACUACCUGUACUUCCUAGUGCUGGUGCGAGUGAAGGACCCCACUGAAUACACGGGUCCAGAGAGCUACGUGGCCCAGAUGAUAAAGGAGAAGAAUUUGGACUGGUUUCCGCGGAUGCAGGCCAUGUCUCUGGUGACGAGCGCGGGUGAGAGUGAGCAGAACGAGAUGCGCUCGCUACAGGAGAAGCUUGACAUCACGGUCACACUCGUAUCACAACUCUCUGCACAGCUGGCUGAACUCAAAGAGCAGAUGACUGAGCAGAGGAAAAACAAGCAGAGGAUGGGCUUCCUGGGUUCAUCACAAGCCAACCAUCAUAUGCCCCCUGCACACUGAGAGCAGGACCGCGACCAACGAAUGCACACACAGGGACGCUCAGCUGCACUACUCUCAUCACUGGAGCUCUCAUCCCAGCUUAUAUCACAGCCUGAACACUGCUCUGAUCCAACCCUGAGGUUCCUAAACUUCUACACAACCCUGACGAUGCAGUGUUGAGUGGAACACAGAUAUCCAGAGAACUCCCCGCAUGCUUACGGACUACACUGUUUAUAUCCAGUAUUGACACAUCAAGACUCCACCCUGAACAAAACAGGUGUUCUGAAGGGUUCUUUGAGCAAUGCCAUGGGGGAAAAACUAAUUUUAUUUGUGUGAUAAACUUUAUAAACAUCUCAAGAACCUUCACACACUGUAUUAUGACUUUAAAUCUUCCUCAAACACUCACAAACUUCUGAACACAGCUCUUCUUCGUGGAAAUAAAAUGUACUGUCGCUCAAAGAACCUUUUGAGUGUAGAGCAGAUCCUCUAGAAACGGCGUCUCUGAAAUUUUAACUAUAAAGUAUUACUCAUGUUUUAACUGUGGUUCUGUUUUAUUGCAGUCUUACCUUCUGGCAGUAACUGGAGCAGUAUCGUGACUCAAGGUUAACCUCAGUAUGUAGCUGGAGUCGCUUUCGAAGUGCCUUACAGCGUCGUCUCAUGCUUAUUAGAACUGCAGACUAAAGUGUCCUUCAUGUCCUUUAGACAGAAAGAGACUAUAGAAUUGGAAAGAAGAAGAAGAAAAAAACGUCUUGUUUCAUCUCCCUCUCAGUGCCAGGGCCAGCUACUGCAGCUGGCAAACAAUCGUUUGAUGGUUUCAGUCAUUCUCAUUCAGUACUGUGCAGAAGUUUUUGGCACCUAAAAAAACAAUAUUUUAAAACAUUUAUUUCAGUUAUAAAUAUAAAGAGUUUUUACUGUUACAAAAACUCCAGCUCACAUUAGAACAGAUGCAGGUUAACACAAAUACACUAAAAAGUAACAUUUUUCGGAAGUAAAUUGUCUGCAUGAAAGGAUCCGUCAAACCACAUACAGAGGAGGUCAGUGAUGGAUCUUAUUGGUAGCUAGAUCCAGAUUGCUUAUUGGACCUGUUGGCGUUAACAUGCUGCGGUAUUGGUGAUCAUGCUAUGCUCUGAUUUUAUUUCUCUGCAUAAAAAAGGCAGGUGUGAACAUCCCCUAGACACGCUGUGUAUGGACUAGAAUCUGAUCUGAUCUCAAACCACAUUCAGAGGUGGUCAGAGAAAGAUUCCAUCCACAUUUAUAACAAAUGUAAAUAGAUUCUGUUUCUUGUGUUUGGAUUCAGACAAGCACGCUCAAAUACAUUUGCUGAAAAAAAGAAUAAUAUGAGUAGUUAUUACUGUGGAUCCUGGUUUCUCUAUGCUGCUCUCUCGUGCUGGAGCACAUGCUCACUGGUAGUUUGGGAAUCUGAGAGCAAUUGAUUGUUCCAUCACAUUGUAGAACCAACACUGUUGUUCUAAACUGUUAAAAGUUUCCUGGAUCAGAACAGUUUUGAUAAAAAAAAAAAAAACUUUACAAGAAGUAAAACAGAAAUGAUGUACGUGUUGCAAAAUUUUUAUGCGAGAAAGUAAAAUCGGAUGUCAUCCUGUGACACUGAAGAUGUCUUUUAAUGAUAAGUGUAAACAGAACAGCUACUAUUCAGAUACAGAACACAGAUCUAAACAGGGCCCCUUACAAACCCCAGCCUGAUUUAUUGCCAUUAAACUGUUGAUAUGUUGGUAACUAUAAAUAAUUAUUAGCUAAUACUAUAUGUUUUAAUGAGCACAGGGAUGUUAGAUGACCACUUUUUGUAUUAAAGUUAUUUGUAUUUAUUCUAAUAUUAGUGUUUUACUAAGCAAAUAAACACUUGCUGCCCAGAGAAGGAGAUUUUUCUUUCCCAUUUAAUUUUCCACAUGUGCCUAAAACAUUUGCACAGUACUGUUGAUAUAAAUAUAUUUUUGUACGUUUUUAUAACUAUAACUGUUUUUUGAAAGCCGUCAAUGUGCCUGCCAUGCAAAUCACUGCACCAGAAGUACCUUAAAGCAAAAGAAAAACGUUGUACAGUAAAUAAUAGAGCAAACUAUAUGUAUAAUAUGUGUGAGUGUAAGAUUAAAGACUAGGUGAAUGUACUUAUUGAUGUGUGAAUGGUAGAUUUUGGUACAGUACACUGUUGUGGAAGGGAAGGGCAUGCGUGGUGAAAAACCCCUGCUUGUGUAACCAGGGUUAAAUAUUGAUCUGUAUCUGCAAACUCAGUCAGUCGAUCAGAUAAGAGGAACAAGCUUUAUCACACUGUAAAAUCUGAAUGUGCUUUCAAGGGGAAAAGCUACUAACAGAUCACGAGACAAAGAGAUUAGAAGUCACCUUAAUUCUUUUUUUUUCUUUUUUUUGGAGGGGUUAAAUUUGCACAAACGACUCACGCCAGCAGUGAGAGCAGUUUGUAUGUUGGAAGAAUAAAAAAAAAGCCUUUUCUUAUCUUCUGCUCACAGGAGAGAGUGAGAGAGAGUGUUUGUUUUAUGUGGUUAAGAUACUGUAUUAAAUAUGCAUGAAUGUGA